This is a messenger RNA of Heteronotia binoei (common prickly gecko), 4078 nucleotides long. RefSeq names its product potassium calcium-activated channel subfamily M alpha 1 (gene KCNMA1). Gene Ontology annotation, molecular function: large conductance calcium-activated potassium channel activity. Bases 1 to 3879 code for a protein of 1292 amino acids. The transcript is spliced from 31 exons. The record is from RefSeq and is a predicted model, not a curated record. Lineage: Eukaryota; Metazoa; Chordata; Lepidosauria; Squamata; Gekkonidae. Gene Ontology annotation, cellular component: postsynaptic membrane. Gene Ontology annotation, biological process: transmembrane transport; potassium ion transport.
AUGGCCAAUGGCAGCGGCGGCGGCGGAGGAGGCGGCGGCGGCGGUGGCGGCGGCGGCUCCAGCAGCAGCAGCAGCAGCAACUACUACUCGGGAGGAGGCGGCGGCGGCGGCGGGAACAGUAGGAUGAGCAGCCCCCUCGGCCCCGGCGGCGGCGGCGGCGGCGGCGGCCUGAACGCGGACUCCUCCUCGGCGCCCGCCAAGGCGCUCAUCAUCCCCAUGACCAUGGAGGUGCCCUGCGACACCGGGCAGCGCAUGUGGUGGGCCUUCCUCGCCUCGUCCAUGGUCACUUUCUUCGGGGGGCUCUUUAUCAUCCUGCUCUGGAGGACCCUCAAGUACCUGUGGACCGUCUGCUGCCACUGUGGGGGCAAGGAGAAGGAGGUCCAAAAGAUAACUGCCCCUCCAGAGACCCAAGCUGAUGGGGACUUGAAACCCACAGACGAGAAAGAAGAAACUGUGCCAGCAGUUGAAGUGGGGUGGAUGACUUCUGUUAAAGACUGGGCAGGGGUCAUGAUUUCGGCCCAGACCUUAACUGGCAGAGUCCUUGUUGUCUUAGUCUUCGCUCUUAGUAUUGGUGCUCUUGUAAUAUACUUCAUAGAUUCGUCAAACCCAAUAGAAUCUUGCCAGAAUUUCUAUAAAGAUUUCACGUUACAGAUCGACAUGGCUUUCAACGUGUUCUUCCUACUCUACUUUGGCUUGCGGUUCAUAGCAGCCAACGACAAGCUGUGGUUCUGGCUGGAAGUAAACUCAGUGGUAGAUUUCUUCACGGUCCCUCCAGUAUUCGUUUCGGUGUAUUUAAACAGGAGCUGGCUGGGUUUAAGAUUUUUACGAGCGCUUAGGCUGAUACAGUUCUCAGAAAUUUUGCAGUUUCUGAAUAUCCUUAAAACAAGUAAUUCCAUCAAGCUGGUGAAUCUGUGCUCUAUAUUUAUCAGCACAUGGCUGACAGCAGCUGGAUUUAUACAUUUGGUGGAGAACUCAGGGGAUCCAUGGGAAGACUUCAGAAACAACCAAGCGCUUACCUAUUGGGAAUGUGUCUAUUUGCUGAUGGUUACAAUGUCCACUGUUGGUUACGGAGACGUUUAUGCAAAAACAACCCUUGGUCGCCUUUUCAUGGUCUUCUUCAUCCUCGGUGGAUUGGCCAUGUUUGCCAGCUACGUCCCCGAAAUCAUAGAGUUAAUAGGAAACCGCAAGAAAUAUGGUGGUUCCUAUAGUGCGGUUAGUGGAAGAAAGCACAUAGUUGUCUGUGGUCACAUCACAUUGGAAAGUGUCUCCAACUUCCUGAAGGACUUCCUACACAAGGACAGGGAUGAUGUCAACGUAGAGAUCGUCUUUCUGCAUAAUAUCUCCCCUAACCUUGAGUUGGAAGCUCUUUUUAAACGGCACUUCACUCAGGUGGAAUUCUUUCAGGGCUCAGUUCUCAAUCCGCAUGACCUGGCGAGAGUAAAGAUAGAGUCAGCAGACGCGUGCCUAAUCCUUGCCAACAAAUACUGCCCGGACCCAGACGCAGAAGAUGCCUCCAAUAUUAUGAGAGUAAUUUCCAUCAAGAAUUACCAUCCAAAAAUAAGAAUAAUCACCCAGAUGCUGCAGUAUCACAACAAGGCCCACCUGCUCAAUAUCCCAAGCUGGAACUGGAAAGAAGGGGAUGACGCAAUAUGCCUUGCGGAGCUGAAGCUGGGCUUCAUCGCCCAGAGCUGCCUGGCCCCAGGCCUGUCCACCAUGCUGGCCAACCUCUUCUCCAUGAGGUCAUUCAUAAAGAUUGAGGAGGAUACAUGGCAGAAAUACUACCUGGAAGGAGUCGCAAAUGAAAUGUAUACAGAGUAUCUUUCUAGUGCCUUUGUCGGUUUGUCCUUCCCUGCUGUUUGUGAACUUGUCUUUGCGAAGCUGAGGCUCUUAAUGAUAGCCAUAGAAUAUAAGUCGGAGAAACGGGAAAGCAGUAUAUUAAUCAAUCCUGGAAACCAAGUGAAGAUUCAAGAGGGUACCUUAGGAUUCUUCAUUGCAAGCGAUGCCAAAGAAGUAAAAAGGGCAUUUUUUUACUGCAAGGCCUGUCACGAUGACAUCACAGAUCCCAAAAGGAUAAAAAAGUGCGGCUGCAAACGACUGAUCUAUUCCCAGACGUCCAUCUGCAAGAGACUCAAACUGGCAUGUUGUCUUGGUUGUGGACGCUCUGAGCGUGACUGCCCCUGCAUGCCAGGCCCCGUGCCCAGUCACCUGGACACCCUUGAGAGCGCCUGCCCACUUUCUUCUGUCUCUGUUAAUGAUUGCUCCACCACCUUACGUGCCUUUGAAGAUGAGCAGCCCUCGACGCUGUCGCCCAAAAAGAAGCAGCGAAAUGGAGGCAUGAGGAAUUCGCCCAACUCCUCGCCCAAGAUGAUGAGACAUGACCCCUUAUUGAUACCUGGCAAUGAACAAGUCGACAAUAUGGAUUGCAGCGUGAAAAAAUACGACUCCACAGGCAUGUUUCAUUGGUGUACAGGCAAGGAUAUCGAAAAGGUUAUUUUGACCCGAAGCGAAGCGGCCAUGACAGUGUUAAGCGGACACGUGGUCGUUUGCAUAUUUGGGGAUGUGACAUCAGCCCUGAUCGGAUUGCGAAACUUUGUGAUGCCGCUGCGAGCUAGCAACUUCCACUAUCACGAGCUGAAGCACAUUGUGUUUGUGGGCUCUCUCGAAUACCUGAGGAGAGAAUGGGAGACGCUGCAUAAUUUCCCCAAGAUCUCCAUCUUGCCCGGUACACCAUUAAGUCGAGCUGAUUUAAGGGCUGUCAACAUCAACCUCUGCGACAUGUGCGUAAUCCUGUCAGCCAAUCAGAAUAAUAUUGAUGAUUCCUCACUGCAGGACAAGGAAUGCAUCUUGGCGUCACUCAACAUCAAGUCUAUGCAGUUUGAUGACAGCAUCGGGGUCUUGCAGGCUAAUUCCCAAGGGUUUACUCCACCAGGGAUGGACAGAACAUCCCCAGACAACAGCCCAGUCCACGGCCUCCUCCGUCAGCCCUCCAUCACAACGGGGGUUAAUAUCCCGAUUAUAACAGAAUUAGUGAAUGAUUCAAAUGUUCAGUUUUUGGACCAAGAUGACGAUGACGACCCUGACACCGAACUGUACCUCACACAGCCCUUUGCGUGUGGAACUGCAUUUGCCGUCAGCGUACUGGACUCUCUCAUGAGCGCAACAUACUUCAACGACAAUAUCCUCACGCUGAUACGUACGUUGGUAACGGGAGGAGCCACGCCGGAGCUGGAAGCGCUGAUCGCUGAGGAGAACGCACUGAGGGGGGGCUACAGCACGCCCCAGACCCUCGCCAACAGGGACCGGUGUCGGGUGGCUCAGCUGGCGUUGCUAGACGGGCCGUUUGCGGACCUUGGAGAUGGUGGUUGUUACGGAGAUCUGUUUUGUAAAGCUCUGAAAACCUACAAUAUGCUUUGCUUUGGAAUAUACCGAUUGAGAGAUUUCCAUCAAAAUAGUCCUAGCCAAUGCACCAAGCGUUUUGUUAUAGCCAACCCACCUUACGAAUUUGAGCUUGUGCCGACGGACUUGAUUUUCUGUUUGAUGCAGUUUGACCACAAUGCUGGCCAGUCCCGGGCCAGCCUCUCCCAUUCUUCCCACUCGUCCUACGCUUCCAGCAAGAAGAGCGCGUCCAUCCACUCCAUCCCGUCCACCACGAACCGACAGAACCGUGCAAAGACCAGGGACUCUCGGGAAAAGCAGAAUGCGACAAGGAUGAAUAGAAUGGGCCAAGAAAAGAAAUGGUUUACAGAUGAGCCGGAUAAUGCCUAUCCCAGAAACAUUCAAAUCAAGCCAAUGAGUACACACAUGGCUAAUCAGAUCAACCAGUAUAAGUCUACAAGCAGCUUGAUACCACCAAUCAGAGAAGUUGAAGAUGAAUGUUGACUUACAGAAGGCCAGAACUUAUAUAUAUUUUUAAUAAGCCUGACAGACUUCAUGAAUGGUGAUGUGACACUUAUUCUUUUCAUGCUCAACCACUGGUGGAAAAAGAGUUUGCUUGAAAAGCAAAGUAGACAGAUCUUUGUUUGUCUGCCUUUAAUAUUUUGCUUCCAUAUAUUUUGGAAACUGUUUCAUUUAUUAAAAA